AUGAUGCACUUAGUGUUUCGAGAAAUUGUUGCUAAAGCUUCGGUUGAAGCUAGACAAGAAACGGUGGCACCUCAACAUAUGCCGUAUAAUUCAUUAAGCUCCCAGUUGGUUUGUCCUAAGGAUGAUUUAUCAAAAUUAAGUAAGAAGGUGUCUAAGCCUGCACAUAGUAGGUAUAAUAAAGUUGACGAGAUGGCAAGUAGUUCUAGAGCCAAUGGUUUCUAUCGACCCAGGAGUGCACUAGCGAGAGCUUUGUAUGAGAAACAAAACAAUGAUAGAUACCUCGAAGAACUGGACCAGAAUGAGUGGUAUCGAGUGAACAAAGACCGUUUGUCCCCUGAACUUGUUUCAAAAUUUGUGCAACUGUAUCCUGACAAAGAGACUAAACAGUUCCUAUCUUCUUCCAUCGAAAAAUCGUCGUGGGUGUGGACUCAGUGCUGGUACCUGAUUGCAAAGGCGGUGCUGAGACACUUCUGGUCCGUCACUGACAUCAAUGGGUGGCUUGGUCGCGGUUCAAUGUUUGUCCUCUCCGAGGCACAAGCGCAGGCGUUACUUCGGCCAGGGGGACCUGCUAUCGGCGCCGGCGCUCUCGUGGACGUCGGCGCUGGAGAUGGCGAAGUCAGCCGCCGCUUCGCUCACAUCUACCCACACAAUUACGCUACUGAAAUAUCUGCUAGUAUGAGAAAAACCCUCGCAAAUAAAGGAUACAAAAUAUUGGACACAGAGAGUUGGCAUCGCUAUCGCCAGUUCGACUGCAUAUGCAUGUUAAACUUGCUGGAUCGCUGUAACAAGCCAAAAACGAUGCUGUUACAAGCUAAAGACGCUCUAGCUCCAGGCGGCAUCCUUUUGUUGGCUCUUGUGUUACCUUACAAGCCUUACGUAGAAGUCACCCCCGACCACAAACCUGAAGAACGUCUACCAAUUGAAGGCGUUGAUUUCGAAGGACAGUUGGCGACCUUCGUCAAGUUCAUGCGCGAAGAGGUUGGCUUCGAGCUGGUCUCAUGGACUCGAGCCCCCUACCUAUGUGAAGGCGACUUCGCACAAGCAUACUAUUGGCUAGACGACUCUGUCUACGUGUUUAAAUCAACUGCCGAUACCCCCGCCAUAUCGAAAACAUCUUAA
Molecule: messenger RNA, 1119 nt
Organism: Arctia plantaginis
Lineage: Eukaryota; Metazoa; Arthropoda; Insecta; Lepidoptera; Erebidae
Source: the annotation of a GenBank genome assembly